Molecule: messenger RNA, 1059 nt
Organism: Rotaria sp. Silwood2
Lineage: Eukaryota; Metazoa; Rotifera; Eurotatoria; Philodinida; Philodinidae
Source: the annotation of a GenBank genome assembly
AUGUAUAGCGAUACUGAAUGUACACGUCGUACAGGAAGUUCAAUACGUAGUUGUCAUUCAUCGUCAUUAUCAAAUCGUUAUAUACGUGGCUACGGUAGUAAUCAAGAUUUAUCAAAACGUACACAAUUUCUAUCAUCACCAUCAAUAUCAGAUAUUAUUUAUAGUAAGGAAACAUUUCCAAUUCUAGCAGAAUUUUUACAAAUUCAUGGACGUGAAUCAUUAGUUGGAUUUUGUGCUAUUGUUAUUGGUAUAUCAAAUUUAACAUUAGACAAACGACAAGCAUUAUAUGCUGUACGUGCUGCUUAUAAACAAUAUAUUAAUGAUGAAACAAUAUCAAAUAGUUGGUUACAAUCAACAACAAGAGAGUUAAUUCGACAACAAAUAUCUCAACGUACGUUAGAUCCAUAUAAAAUAUUUCAACCAGCUAUGAAAGAUAUGUUACAAUAUAUAAAACAAAAUUUCUAUUCGAAUUUUCUCUCAUCACAAAUAUGGAAAAAUUAUUUAAAUAAACAACAACAACAAGAUAAACGAAUUAAAGGAAUAAAUGCUUCAACACCGAAAAAAAUGAAUUCAUCAAUAAGUACAUCAACUGUUAAAUCAUCGAAACAAAAUAUGUCUAAAAGAGAUAUAUUAACAAGUUUUAAUGCAAAUAAAACACUUGGUAAGGAUAUUAAUUAUGAGUUUUUAGGUUCGUUUUUAUUAUUAUUAAUAAGUUCCACAAAUUCAAUAACGACAGCAAUUAAAACACCAUUGGCAUGUUUUAUACAAAAUAAAGAUGUUCCAUAUAUGAUUCAUUUGAAUAUUCCUAUUGAACGUAUUACAUUAGGAGAUAUUAAACCUCGUAUACAUCAUUUAGCUGGAAAGAAAUUUGAUAAUCAAACAACAGAAUGUCAUUAUUAUUUUAAACGCCGUAUUGAUCCAUCUGAAAUGUGUUUAAUGAAUGAUGGUAUAACAUCAAUGCCUACAUAUGUAUAUGAAGAAAUUGAUAAUGAAGAUAUUCAUACACCUGUACCACAUCUUGAUGGUAUUAUUGUGUGUAAAUUUGACUUUUCAAGUUGA